UGUCGUGAAUGUGUGCACGAGACGAUGUGGUACGUGGCUGAAGCAUUCGUAUGGUUGCUAGUGGUGCUAAAUUACGUAUCCAGCGCUCCGCAGCCCCCUCGCUUGACUAUCGACUGCUCUGAUGAAAGGGUUUCAUACGGGUCCAAAUACAGGUCAUCUGACUCCAAAGGCAACUCUCGCUUAGACGUAAACUCAUUCUGCAACCUCAUUCACAAUGUCUUCCCAAAAUCGAUCCAAGGCGGGAAAUUCCUUCUUAUCGAACCCGAAGACCAGAUUGGAUAUAGUGACACACAAGUACCGAUAUCUAUAGCACCACCACCGGACUUCAUGGAAAACUUAAGGCGAAUACCAAAGUUGAGAAUCCCAGGAACAUUUAAUGAACCUAGACUCAAGGAGUGGCGUGGGCCUUUCUCGCCUCCCAGGAUAGGACCUUCGACGCUUCCAACGUCGGUGAUGAAAGUAGAUUCCAGUGCAGAGAGGAUGGAGAGGUUCAAGAAGGGUGUCCAGAAGAUGCUGCAUGUUGUGAGAGUGUUAGGACAGAUUGAUCAAUACUUCUCAGAGAGAAUGCGGAUCAUUGUUGACAAACUCACUAAGACUUUUGGCGAAUAG
Messenger RNA from Spodoptera litura, 609 nucleotides. RefSeq lists its product as uncharacterized. Lineage: Eukaryota; Metazoa; Arthropoda; Insecta; Lepidoptera; Noctuidae. The record is from RefSeq and is a predicted model, not a curated record.